AAAGAUGGCCGACUAAUGUUGUCGUCGUCGUCGAAGCAGUAAAAUUCUGACGGUUAGGUGUACAGUGUGUGAUUUAAUUAUAAUAUAAAAAAGAAAAAUAACAUACAUUAAAAAAAAGAAGACAUCUUUUCAAUAAUCAUCCAAUUGAAAAUUCCCAAUUAUUGUCAAGUGUUUAAAAGUGCUUAAAAUUGUUCUCAUUUAAUAAAAAAAAAAAAAGAAAAAAAGAAACGUCAGUGUACAGUUAAAAAAAAAUGUGUACAGUUAAAACAAGUCAUUGCAAAUGUCAUGCAUUUUGCAACAGGGAAUGACUCGCCAUGUCCCAAAAAUAAAUGCUCCAGAACAAUCAUUCAUUUUUUAGCAAAAAUUAUAAUAUAUUCAUAAGGAGAACGAAAAUAUUCAGCAACGGUAAAAAUCAAGAAAUUGGAUUUCGUAAAUUUUUUUUAGACAAAAUUUCUAAAUUUCCAAGGUGCUAAGGGGAUAAAAGCAGAAUGUCUUUGAAACCAAAAAGAGUUGAUUUUAUAGAAACUUGGGACCUUUUGCAAAAAACCGUAAAGGAAGUUAUAACGCUCGAUCAUGUGCCUCGAGCCAUAUGGAACGAUAGAUUUAGUGACGUUUAUUCGCUAUGCGUCGCCUAUCCGGAACCGCACGCCGAUCGUCUUUACAACGAGACGAAGCAAUUUUUAGACGAGCAUGUUUCACAAUUAUUAACGAAAGUAUUGAGCCAGACGGACAUUGGCCUCUUGCAGGCGUAUCAUCACGCCUGGAUGGAAUACUCCCAGGGAAUUAAUUACCUCCAUCAAUUGUACUUAUAUUUAAAUCAGCAACACAUCAAGAAACAACGACUGACAGAGCCGGAAAUUAUUUACGGCACGUCGUCACAAACAGCAACUGAAUAUCAAGAGCAAAUGGAAAUUGGCGAAUUGGGUCUUGAUAUUUGGGAGAAGCGAAUGAUUACACCAUUGAAAAAUCAACUUGUCGCAUUACUUCUCGAGGGAAUUCAUGCCGAUCGACUUGGCGAGGGACAACCGACCACAAACGAUGUUAUUUGUGAAGUUAUUCAAAGUUUCGUCACCGUUAAGAAGUACAAGCGAAAGGGAGAAUUAGACAUGUAUAUAGAAGUUUUCGAGACUCCAUUUUUAGAAGCAAGUGGGGAAUUCUACUCGAAAGAGGCUUCGGAACUUUUGCAACAGUCGGACGUUACUCGUUAUAUGGAGAGAGUUACCUGGAGAUUCAAUCAGGAAGAAUUGAGAGUUCAUAAAUUUCUUCAUAGUAGUUCAGUGCCAAAGGUUCGCGCAUGCUGUGUGGAGAAAAUGGUCGCCGCUCAUUUAACUUGGUUGCACGCGGAAGUUGAUGCGAUGAUUCAAAACGAAAGGAGAAGAAAUUUGGCUCUUCUUUAUCCUCUACUGAGGCCACUGCCCAAUGGUCUCGGAGCGUUAGUUCAAAAACUUACCGAACACAUUAUUAAUGAGGGUCUAAAGGCCAUUGGAUCCUUGCAAGGAGAAAAUGUUCAUACACAAUUCGUGGAGAGUAUGCUCGUCGUACAUUCGAAAUUUUCGAAUAUGAUUAAAGAGGUGUUCAAAGGCGAUCAAGUUUUCGGUGGUGCUUUAGACAAAGCCUGUUCUGCCCUCGUCAAUCAUAGGCCAGGACCCAGGCAACCUUCCCGAGCUCCUGAACUGUUGGCGAAAUACUGUGACUCGUUAUUAAAGAAAUCGGCGAAAGGAGCGACUGAAAGUGAAAUUGAGGAGAAACUCGCGAGUUCGAUAACUGUUUUUAAAUAUGUCGACGAUAAGGAUAUAUUUCAAAAGUUUUACGCGCGAAUGUUGGCUAAACGUUUAAUUCACCAAUUAUCGCAAUCAAUGGACGCUGAGGAGGCGAUGAUCGAUCGAUUAAAGCAAGCUUGUGGCUAUGAAUUUACCAAUAAAUUGCAUCGAAUGUUCACCGAUAUGUCAGUGUCGACGGAUCUCAAUGCAAAAUUCACGGCAAGCUUAAGGGAACGAGAGGGCGAGAGUCAAUUGGGCAUUGGUUUUGUUGUUUAUGUUCUGCAAGCCGGUGCUUGGCCAUUGGGUCUCUCGCCAUCACCGGGACCCUUCCACGUUCCCCAACAACUCGAGAGAUCAAUUCAGGCUUUUGAGAGUUUUUAUCAUGCGCAAUUCAGCGGCAGGAAACUCACCUGGCUUCAUCAUCUCUGUCAGGGCGAACUCAAGUUCAAUUAUCUCAAGAAACCCUACCUCGUCACUGUUCAGACUUAUCAGAUGGCACUUUUGCUUCUUUUCGAACAAUGUGACUCUAUUAAUUGCAGGGAAGCCGCAGCGUCUUUAAGAUUGUCGCACGAUCAAUUAGCGAAGCACGCGGCGAGUUUGGUGGAUUGUAAAAUUUUGAAGAAAUCCACGGAGGGCGAUCUCGAGGAGGACACGAUACUCACGCUCAAUUUCGAUUAUUACAAUAAAAGGACGAAGUUCCGAAUUACGGGAGCAUUGCAAAGAGACGCUCCGCAUGACACUGAGGCAACGCAUCGCAGCGUCGAUGACGACCGAAAACUUUACCUCCAAGCGGCCAUUGUUCGCAUUAUGAAGAGUCGAAAAUUGCUCAGACACAAUCAACUCGUUCAAGAAGUUUUAGGCCAAUCGAAAGUAAAGUUCGCACCGUCAAUUGGAAUGAUAAAAAAGUGCAUUGAGGCGUUAAUUGAUAAACAAUACAUCGAGCGAACGGCAAAUAGCGCGGACGAAUACUCAUACGUGGCGUAACGUCGCUCCUGAAUUUCGCAAAAUUAAUUUAUUUCACAACACGAGACGCUCCUUUCUUGUAUAGUUAAAUAAUAUGCGAUUCUCCGAGAAAAAAUAUGUGAAAUUUUGUCGUAA
Messenger RNA from Leptopilina heterotoma, 2858 nucleotides. It is a transcript of the gene Cul2, whose product is annotated as cullin-2. Lineage: Eukaryota; Metazoa; Arthropoda; Insecta; Hymenoptera; Figitidae. Gene Ontology annotation, biological process: SCF-dependent proteasomal ubiquitin-dependent protein catabolic process; protein ubiquitination. The coding region runs from base 489 to 2744 and encodes 751 amino acids. Gene Ontology annotation, molecular function: ubiquitin protein ligase binding. Gene Ontology annotation, cellular component: Cul2-RING ubiquitin ligase complex; SCF ubiquitin ligase complex. The transcript is spliced from 9 exons. The record is from RefSeq and is a predicted model, not a curated record.